AUGCCCCAAGGCCGCAGCAAGCUCCUGCUCCGGGGCGAAGCCGAUGCGCUCGAAAACAUGCCCCCAAGCGCCGUUUGCCCAUGGCUCCAGCGCAGCCUAUCGCACUCCGAACACACGACGAAAACGGGCAGGGCUCAUGUGCGAGCGUGGAUGGCUGGGGAAAGCUUAUACUGCCCCCACCGACGGCUGCAGGCCUCUGCCCCGCCGAAGCACUCUGGCUCGGGAAACGGGCCUAUCAGCUUGGAUCAGGACCUCCGAGGCUUUGCAGGCAAGUUCGUCGGAGCGCUGUGCGCACCGGCUGCUCUGCCCCAUCCACACAUCCACAGGAAAACCCUCAAUCCUGCCCAGCCGCCAUCGCGCGCCUCCGGGACAGUGGUCGGUGCUCAUGAGCGGUCCGUAUUGCCCGGGCCCUUUCCGCGGUGUAUUAUCCCCAGAGAGACGGAGCUGUCCCUCGGAUGGGGCCCCGGCGGACUCGUCGAACGGGCGCAACAGGCCGCAGCCGACCCGGACACUCCGGCUGCCGAUGGAGACGUGAGGACGAUCUCCCGGCUCAGGGCUGCGCGCACUGGCCCGUUCGGAGGCCCACUCCCUAUCUUCACCAGCUGGUAA
Molecule: messenger RNA, 609 nt
Organism: Puccinia triticina
Lineage: Eukaryota; Fungi; Basidiomycota; Pucciniomycetes; Pucciniales; Pucciniaceae
Exons: 2
Coding region: 1-609 (202 amino acids)
Source: RefSeq, a predicted model, not a curated record